AUGACAUCAAUUCGUCAAUUUAGAUUAACAGAUCUUUUACGAAUAAAUAAUGUGAAUCUGGAUAUUUUCACAGAAAAUUAUGGACUUUCAUUUUAUUUACAUUAUCUAGCAAGAUGGCCUGAAUGCUUUUUUAUUGCAGAAAAUCCUGCUCGAAAAUUAAUGGGUUAUAUCAUGGGAAAAAUUGAAGGUAAACACGAAAAUUAUCAUGGUCAUGUAACUGCUUUAUCAGUUGCACCAGAAUUUCGUCGUAUUGGAGUUUCAACACAAUUGAUGGCAUUAUUAGAACAAGUCUCCGAAAAAAAAGACACCUAUUUUGUUGAUCUAUUUGUUCGAGUAUCAAAUAAACGAGCUGUCGAUAUGUAUCAUAAAUUAAAUUAUGUUGUUUAUCGGCGUAUUAUCGGGUAUUAUUCUGGUGAACGAGAUGAAGAUGCAUUUGAUAUGAGGAAAGCUUUACCAAAAGACGUCGAGAAAAAAUCAUUGAUACCAAUUCCACAUCCUGUCCGACCUGAAGAUCUAGCUGAUGAUUAG
Molecule: messenger RNA, 528 nt
Organism: Adineta steineri
Lineage: Eukaryota; Metazoa; Rotifera; Eurotatoria; Adinetida; Adinetidae
Source: the annotation of a GenBank genome assembly